AUGGACGCCCCCUCAACACCCUACAGCGGACUGCUGGCUUUUGCGGCUGGUGUGGCCAGCCAUCUAUUCUACUUCCGCAUUGGCGAGCAUCACAUGCUUCCAAUCGUCUAUAUCCAGUUAUUCGUUAUACUCAACAUUGCCAGCGCCGCAGCACUGGUCACCUCGCAAGGCUUAAGCUUCUCCAGCGCAGUAGCAGCAGUCUCAAGUCUCUCAGCACUCUGGCUGCUCGGCGUGUACACGUCGUUGGUCACCUACCGCCUCUUUUUUCACCCUUUGCGAAACUUCCCUGGACCGUGGCAGGCUCGCAUUGGAGACCUCUGGUUCUCGACCCGACUCAGCAAAGGCGAUGGCCAUGUCCAACUCACCGAUUUCCAUAGGAGAUAUGGACGCUAUGUUCGCAUUGGAUCCAACAGUCUCUCUAUUACCGAUCCUGAGAUGAUGCAAGCAGCAUAUGGACCCAACUCCAAAGUCGUCAAGUCCGACUGGUAUGACGGGGCCUAUCCCUAUCAUAGCAUGCAAACCACAAGGGACAAAGGCCUCCACGAUCGUCGACGGCGGGUGUGGGCUCCGGCGUUUAGCGAUAAAGCGUUGAGAGAGUACGAGAUGACAGUUGUGGAAUUCAACGACAAAUUUGUGAAAAAGAUCGAAGAACAGGAAGGAAGGACAAUAGACAUUCGUACCAUGUUCAAUCUCUACAGCUUCGAUGUGAUGGGCCGACUGGCAUUUGGAAAGGACUACGGAAUGCUUGAAUCCGGCAAACGUCACUGGGCACUGGAUCUGCUGGUAGAAGGCCUGGAAGUCGGCAUUUUUCGAUUUCCUACCUGGGUUAACAGGACUCUGCGCUCGAUUCCGGGCGCCGCCACGGGGUAUUACAAGUUCCUGAAAUUCUGCUCGGAUGAAUUGAGGAAGAGGGUGCAGGAUGGUGGCAAGGAGACCAACAACAAGGACAUUACCAGUUGGCUUUUGAAAGCGUAUGCCGGCGAGAAGCACCCGGAAGAAGAUGCAAUGCUGCAAGGCGACUCGCGCCUCAUCAUUGUAGCUGGUAGUGAUACUACCUCUGCCACGCUCACGCAUCUGUUCUACUACCUUGCAAUCGGCCCAGCGCAACAGGCAAAGCUACGGCAGGAAAUUAAGUCUUUGGUAAAAGAAACAGUGAUCGACAAAGACAUCCAGCACGCCGAUCGUCUUAAUGGCGCCAUUAACGAAGCCUUGAGACUGCACCCGGCAGUUCCCUCGGGCGUUGCAAGGAAGACACCGAACGAGGGAGUACGAGUUGGCGAUACAUUUAUCCCCGGCAACGUGACAUUCUACACGCCGCAGUAUUCCAUGGGCCGCGGUACGUGGCAACAACCUCGACCGAACAACACGUAUGCAUGCAUGCUGACAUUUGAUGCAGAUGCCGAUGUUUACCCUGAGCCCUUCUCAUUCGUCCCUGAGAGAUGGUAUUCCAAACCCGAGAUGGUCAAGCAUCCUGAUGCCUUCGCACCUUUCUCUAUGGGCUCUUUCAAUUGCAUUGGCCGCAAUCGUAAGCAACUCGCUUUAUAGUCCAGGAGCUUUGCAGAGGCUGACGAGAUACAGUUGCUCGAAUGGAGCUUCGAACAUUGACAGCCCAGAUCCUCCUGAACUACGAAGUGGCUUUGGCACCUGGCGAAGAUGGCACCAGGCUUCUUACCCAGACGAUGGACCAUUUUACAACUUCUCCCGGUCAGCUCGAUUUGGUCUUCACUCCGGUUCCAGUGUGA
Lecanosticta acicola is the source of this 1742-nucleotide messenger RNA. Lineage: Eukaryota; Fungi; Ascomycota; Dothideomycetes; Mycosphaerellales; Mycosphaerellaceae. The record is from the annotation of a GenBank genome assembly.